CGCUUGUCUUUAAUAAUUCUAGUUUUUCUCUUUCUUUCUACCAUUGGGGAGGCGAUUUUAUCAAAAACACAAAAAUUAAACAAAGUUUAUUUUUUAUUUUUUAAUUAAUUUAAUUUCUUCCUCUUUUUUGGUUCUCAUGGCAGAACUUAAGAAAUGGAGAUGAUGAAGAAAGCUUUGUUCUACUCUCUUCAUUGCUCUUAGUGGAAGUUUGAGUUGAAGGUUCAAAGAUUAGAUCUGUGAAGUUGUACGCAUGGCUUCUUUUUCUUUCUUUCUCUGUGAAUUGCUAGAUUUCUAGCAAAUGAAAGCAUGUGCUGUGGACCAGAGCGGUUGAAACUGACACUGUCUCGGACACCAUCUUUUAUUUCCUUUGACAAAAAUACACACACCAACAUGGACAUGAAUCACUUGACAGUUGAGACUGAUGAUACUUUUGCGAGCUUGCUUGAGCUUGCUGCUAACAAUGACUUUGAGGGCUUCAGAAGGUCUAUUGAGCGUGAUCCAUCGGGUAUUGAUGAGAAUGGAUUAUGGUAUGGUAGACAGAAGGGCUCAAAGCAGAUGGUUAAUGAGCAGAGAACCCCUUUAAUGGUUGCUGCUACAUAUGGUAGUAUUGAUAUAAUAAGAUUGAUUCUUUCCCAAUCGGAUGCUGAUGUAAAUCGAGCUUGUGGCAAUGAUAACAGCACUGCCCUUCAUUGUGCUGCCUCAGGCGGGGCUUUAAAUGCUGUUGAUGUUGUGAAACUGCUUUUAGCUGCUGGUGCUGAUCCCAAUUUGGUAGAUGCAAAUGGUCAUCGUCCUGUUGACAUUAUUGUUGUUCCUCCUAAGCCGCAGGAUGUGAGAUUGACUCUUGAAGAACUCCUUGCAACUGAUGGUUCUAUGGUUCAGCGCAAUCUUAGGGUUUCAACUGCUACAUCUAAUUCAAAUUCACCACCUCUUUCACCUUCUUUUGAAAAUGGGUCCCCAACAUUUGCUUCGGAUUCCCCUAGGAAGUCUAAGUUAAAUGAUGCUCCUAUUUCUUAUGCAUUAGAGAAGAAAGAAUAUCCUAUUGACCCGUCUCUCCCAGACAUCAAAAACAGCAUAUAUUCCACUGAUGAAUUCAGGAUGUACUCAUUCAAGGUGCGGCCUUGUUCACGUGCCUAUUCACAUGAUUGGACUGAGUGCCCAUUUGUGCACCCAGGGGAAAAUGCUCGAAGAAGGGAUCCAAGAAAGUUUCAUUACAGUUGUGUUCCUUGUCCUGAUUUCAGAAAGGGGGCUUGUAGACGUGGAGAUAUGUGUGAGUAUGCUCAUGGUGUUUUUGAGUGUUGGCUCCACCCAGCUCAAUAUCGAACCCGGCUUUGCAAGGAUGGUACAAAUUGUGCUAGAAGAGUCUGCUUCUUUGCACACACUCCUGAGGAACUCCGACCAUUGUAUGUGUCUACAGGUUCGGCUGUCCCUUCUCCUCGCUCAAGUACCUCUGGUGCUACUGGCAUGGAUUUUGCUGCUGCAUUGAGCCUUUUGCCUGGCUCUCCGUCAUCAGUGUCUGUCAUGUCUCCUUCACCUUUCACUCCACCAAUGUCUCCAUCUGCUAAUGGAAUGUCUCACUCAAAUGUUGCUUGGUCCCAACCAAAUGUUCCGGCCCUGCAUCUCCCUGGAAGUAAUCUUCAAACCAGUCGCUUGAGAUCUUCUCUGAAUGCAAGAGACAUUCCUGCAGAAGAUUUUAAUAUGCUCCCAGAUUUUGAUCAGCAGCAGCUCAUUAAUGAGUUAUCCAGCCUCUCACAACCAUCUCCGAGUUCUAAUUCCUUGAACCGUUCUGGCCGGUUGAAAGUUCUAACUCCAUCAAAUCUUGAUGACCUCUUUUCUGCUGAGAGCUCAUCUCCUCGUUACCCUGAUCAAGCUCUGGCUUCUGCUGUUUUCUCGCCAAAACAUAAAUCUGCAGUUCUCAAUCAAUUCCAGCAGCAGCAGAGCAUGUUAUCGCCUAUCAACACAAAUUUCUCUCCUAAGAAUGUUGAUCACCCUCUAUUGCAGGCCUCUUUUGGUGUGCCAUCAUCUGGAAGGAUGUCUCCUCGGAAUAUGGAGCCUAUAUCUCCAUUGAGCUCUCGAAUGUCAUUGUUAGCCCAACGUGAGAAGCAGCAACAGUUACGUAGUCUUAGUUCUCGAGAACUUGGUUCCAACUCCACUGCAGCUGUUGGUUCUCCCAUAAAUUCUUGGUCAAAAUGGGUUUCUUCCAAUGGGAAGCCAGAUUGGGCCGUAACUACAGAUGAAUUGGGUAAGCACAGGAGAUCUUCUUCAUUUGAGUUUGGCAAUGGAGAAGAACCUGAUUUGUCAUGGGUUCAAUCACUUGUUAAAGAGUCUCCAACCGAGAUGAAAGAACAGCUGGCAACACCUGUCUCGGGUGUGCCAGCUGCCCCUUCUUCAAGUGACGGUUCGAAUAUGAAUCUUCAAAUUGAAUCAGUUGAUUAUGCUGUUUUGGGAGCAUGGCUUGACCAAAUUCAGCUUGACCAACUUGUGGCUCAGCAAAAUUGAAACCCUUUUUUACUGGGCCCUGAGACAGUGAACAAGAAACUUUUUUGGUAAAUAAUGUGUCUUUUUUUUGGGUCGAUGUCAAAGGCGGAUGUGUAAGAUUUACAGAAACAGAAACAAGGAAGUUGGGGGAAGAAAGUAGAUCGAAAAGGGAAAUUUAGUUUCAUCAUUUAUUAUUAUGACAGAAGCUAGAAAAAAAGGUGAUGAGAAACCUCUGGGUUUUACUCACAAGACUAAAGGCCUAGGCUAGUUGAGUUUUUUUAUUAUAAUCUUAAAUAUCUUCAAAUCGAAAUUCCUAUUAUUUUCAAUAUUUUUUUCCUUCUAAAAAUGAGCAACAUGUUAAUGUACAAUGAAAACUAAAAGCUCAAAGUUUGGUUUGUCAUUCCUUUCUGCUAUAUUCAUGAUCAUCUUUGGAGAUUAGGAAGGAAGAUGCAAUUUCAAGAAGUGUUAGUUGGUCCAUUUUUUGGGGAUUACUAGAGGGGAAUUUGGUUUCUUUUGUAGUAGCUUGGAGUCAAUAAUUGUUGGGGGAAGAGAGCAAACUAAUGAUCCUUUUGUAAUGAUGUAACAUUAAACUAUGUUAUAUUGGUAUUAUUAUUGUUGUUAUCGUUUUAAUAAAGUCAGUUGCCUUGAGUAAUCAACAACAUUUCAUUCCA
Mangifera indica (mango) is the source of this 3146-nucleotide messenger RNA. RefSeq names its product zinc finger CCCH domain-containing protein 30-like. The transcript is spliced from 2 exons. Gene Ontology annotation, molecular function: metal ion binding; protein binding. The record is from RefSeq and is a predicted model, not a curated record. Lineage: Eukaryota; Viridiplantae; Streptophyta; Magnoliopsida; Sapindales; Anacardiaceae. Bases 307 to 2496 code for a protein of 729 amino acids.